Messenger RNA from Oncorhynchus nerka (sockeye salmon), 2210 nucleotides. RefSeq names its product putative claudin-24. Gene Ontology annotation, cellular component: bicellular tight junction; plasma membrane. Gene Ontology annotation, molecular function: structural molecule activity. The transcript has a single exon. Gene Ontology annotation, biological process: bicellular tight junction assembly; cell adhesion. The coding region runs from base 472 to 1155 and encodes 227 amino acids. NCBI's taxonomy places the organism in Eukaryota, Metazoa, Chordata, Actinopteri, Salmoniformes, Salmonidae. The record is from RefSeq and is a predicted model, not a curated record.
UGUGUGUGGAAAUGGGCAUCACCAUAGAUCUGAAUGAUGCUGUUGUUCAAUGCGUCUGACUCUCACUCAGUCACUCUCUCCUGACCACUGAGGAAAGCAGCGGCGGAAGCGAGCCUCCAAGGGGAGGGCAACAUGUCAGCAAGCCGCUACUUUCCUCCUCUCAACUGCAGAUGAUGUGUGCAUGUUUUGAGUGAGCUACUGAUCGUUUGAAGAAGUUACUCCCUCCCAGCCCAUGCUGGUAGUUGUAAACCCUAAUUGGGCGUACGGUCUUUUGAACAAAUUGAGCCUCGAUCGGAACCUACUGGCCGUGGCUUCCUCUCGCUUCAACUGGCUGCAGUUCAGAAGGACAGGAGCAGAGAGAAGCAGUCGGGAGUCCUGGCUGCAGCUGACUGUGGCACAGAGAGACAGGGAGAGCAGGCAGCUCGGGAGCUGAGCUGAGCCAGAGAGUGGCCUCUCAGAGUGGGCAGCACUAUGGAUCCGGGGGUGUGCGUUCUGGAACUCCUCGGGAUCCUCUUCUCUAUUGGUGCCUGGAUCUGCUCGCUGGCCACCACCAUCAUGUCCACCUGGCUGACCCUGUCCACCGACCUGCUGCCCGCGGAGAGCUACGAGCUGGGCCUGUGGGAGACGUGUGUGGUGCAGGACCUUGGAAUUCUGGAGUGCAGACCCUAUGACAGUCUCCUCGGCCUGCCUCCGGACAUCAAACUAGCUCGGAUCCUCAUGUGUGUAACAGUGGCCACGGGCCUCCUGGGUCUCCUGCUAGCCAUUCCUGGAAUCUACUGGAUCAACAGCUGCAACCAGGGGCCUGAGGGGUUGAGGGUGAAGAGAUUGAUGAAGAUGCUGGGGGGGAUAUUGUGCUUGGUCGCAGGGAUACUGGGUCUCAUACCUGUGUCUUACAUCGCUCACCUGACGGUCAUGCGGUUCUUUGACGAGGCCGUGCCGGCAAUCGUGCCACGCUGGGAGUUUGGAGAUGCCCUGUUCUGUGGCUGGACGGCGGGGUUUCUACACCUGGUGGCUGGCUCUCUGCUGGUCACCUCCUGCCUGUGCCUUCAAGAGGAGCCCUGCACUUUACAAAUGCCUAUACCGCUACAGAGAAGACAUACACACGUACACAGUACCAAUACCCCACAUAGGAAGAGGUCCAUGGAAUAUGUUUGAUAAGCUAUUGAGAAGUGAGAACAGUGUUCUCAGUAGCCUCUGCCCUGUCUCUAUCAAUGGUGAAUAAAACUGCUUACCUAAAGCUUUUUCAUGCUUAUUUACAUUAGCUAUAGUUAUUGAGUACACUUGCUGGGACAAAUCUUUCCCCAUAUAUUGAGACAGAAUGCUGGUACUUAUUUCAAUCACUCAAACAGGGUUUUGUGCAUGUCAUGUUUGCAAAAAUAUCACCUACUGUACAUUUAUCAAACAGAAAUUCUUUAUGGAACCAAAGAGACUACAGCUUUAAAAGCUGCCAUUUCGUCCUAAUACGUCGCUGUGCCUACUGUUGGUACUGUGGAAGAGAUAGUGUGCGCAAUGGUGCCAGAGAAUUUGAUGACAAGCAGUAUAUCGUCUAUGAAAGGACUGUUAAAAACUACAAUUCUGACCAAGGUUGAUUAUUCUGUAUGUCAAUGUCAAUGAUUGCCUUGGAUAUCAUAUCUUAUCACAAUACCAAUUAUUUUCUACAGCAUCUAUUAUCCUUUUUGUCCAAUAACUAAAUGAAACCAGUUUGAAUAGUGCAUAAAAAAAAUGUAUCCCUUCUUGAUAUUCUACACAGUUACUCAAUCAACAAUGCAUUAUGGGAAUAAUUAAUCAUACAAAUUGUAAAUAGAACAAAGAGAAAAAGUAUAACAUUAUAUUGUAGAAAGCUAAUAAUAAUUCAUGUGAGGAAUGUACUAAGUAUUUGGGAAUGUGUGUUUCAAAUGGUGAAAUAUCAGGACUUGCUUGCAACAACUGGACAAGACAAUGACUUCAUGGAUAUUUGAGGAUCUGAUUGUAUUUGUUUCAUUUCUGCUGAAAUUUCCACUAUAUAUUCUCUCUAGUUAGAGGCCAAUAUUACUGAUUUACCACAUACAUUAUAUCAGAUAUAUACUAAUAUACAUUAUAUUGUAUAUUGCUCUGUAGUGGUUUUCUGACUGAAUUGAUCAGACAUUAUAGUGCCACAAGGCUACAUAUCCUACAUCAGUUAUAUGAGAAAUCUGAAUAUUAAAAAAAGUUGAUAUUAUCAAAUAAAGAAA